This is a messenger RNA of Colletotrichum navitas, 498 nucleotides long. RefSeq lists its product as uncharacterized. The transcript has 4 exons. The record is from RefSeq and is a predicted model, not a curated record. Lineage: Eukaryota; Fungi; Ascomycota; Sordariomycetes; Glomerellales; Glomerellaceae. Bases 1 to 498 code for a protein of 165 amino acids.
AUGGACAGUUUCCCAGGUGUGUUUGGUACUGAGCUUCUCGGCUCCCAUGUUACCGAGGAUCUCAAGGCGGCCGACAUCCUGGUCAAAAUACACCGCGUGACGGCCUUCUGGCUCAGAUACGAAUCCCUUCGGCAUUCCGCGGGAGAGGACGCCCUUCAAAUCAGCGUUAUCUUGCGAUGGCCAAAAACGCAUGAGAUGAUCCGCCAGGUCCGUAUGAUGGGCAACAUGCGGCACGUCGAGGUACUCGAGAUCCUCGAUCAGACCGUCGAGACCAUGACCAAGAAGGAGUUCACGGUGGAUUACUUCAAGCUGGAUUGGGAGGUGCAGACUUUCGUUGAGAGACUAAGAAUGUCGAUGUUUGACGCAUGUUUACUGAGCUCCCCGGAGGAUGGUGUCGACAAAUUCAUCGAAAAGCCCGGUGCCACCGAGCUUCUUGGCCUAGCGAUUGAAAAGGCCUUUCUCGCCACCGCUCAUCAGCUCAAUGACCCACUGAAAUGA